Molecule: messenger RNA, 3060 nt
Organism: Ooceraea biroi (clonal raider ant)
Lineage: Eukaryota; Metazoa; Arthropoda; Insecta; Hymenoptera; Formicidae
Product: transmembrane protease serine 9
Biological process (GO): proteolysis
Molecular function (GO): serine-type endopeptidase activity
Source: RefSeq, a predicted model, not a curated record
UCUGCUUCUGCUCGAAAUUAAAUAAAUGGCAGCAUUAGGAAACUUCGCUGCGCGCCGUAGCUACAAAAGUGAUCGCGUGUUCGGUCAGCUGUCUGCGCUUACGUAAUGAAAGCUCAAUUAUGCACACGCUUCAAUGCUAAGCCGACGUAUUUCACGAAUGCAGAAACUAUGUUGCAUCUCAUCGAAUGGAGAAACAGCAAUAGAACAAUGUCGCUCACGGCGAAAGCUCUCGCCGACGUACGUGUUUCGCAUUAUUUCUGCGUGCGAAUGCGGAGGCACACGGCCCCUGGAUCCCGCAGAAUCGGGAGAAUCCACCGCGGUGUCCACCGGAUGGAAUCGUUGCGGCGACGGUGACAGCGCGACAGUGAAAGAAGAACUUUCUUCGUAAGCAUAAAGACUAGACCGGCUCUCGGUCGAUCAGUUCAACUUCUUUGUGGAGUCAAGGUGAAAGCGCGCGCAGCAGGCGACGGUGAUCUUCAGCGAAUCAUCAUCAUCAUCCGGCAGCCCAUCAGUGAAACUCACCGGCGAGCGAGGAGAUCGGCGAACGCCCGAAAACGCGAGCGCCAUGUGAGUUCCCGUCGUGAUGUUCGUCGCGGUGCCCGACUAAGGGAAGAAGAUUCGUGAUCCUCGCUAGUCGAAGAAUCCUAGUGUGACGUGUACGAUGAAUGGGAAGAUGCCUCGACCUGCUGUGUCUCGCCCUGAACUCCUGAUCCUGAUCGUGAUCGCGAUUAUUCAGGUACCGGUACCAACCGAAGCCCAUGGACCACGUCGGGGCAUCACGAUAACGUCGGUGAACUCUACUGAAAGCUCCUCGAGUAGUCCUCCGCGUACCGGGAGAUUUCUGUUCGAUGACAUUUUUGGCAUCGACUUUACCAGUGGUGCCGAUACAGACGAGAGAUUGAGGAACUGCACAUGCGAGUGCGGUUUAUCUAGUCAGGAAAAUCGGAUUGUCGGUGGACGUCCCACGGUACCACACAAAUAUCCUUGGAUUGCGAGAUUGGUUUAUGACGGCCGUCUUCAUUGCGGCGCUAGCCUUCUCAACAACGAUUACGUGAUUACUGCCGCUCACUGUGUACGGAGGUUGAAGCGAUCGAAGAUUCGCGUGAUACUCGGUGAUCACGAUCAAUACGUGAACACUGACGGAGUCCCGAUCAUGAGGGCAGUGAGUGUCGUGAUACGCCACAGAAACUUUGAUAUAAACUCAUACAAUCAUGACGUGGCCCUAUUGAAAUUGCGCAAGUCCGUGAAAUUCUCCAAGAAGGUUCGCCCGAUCUGUCUACCUCAGCCAGGUACCGAUCCUGCCGGGAAGGAAGGAACAGUGGUAGGAUGGGGUCGAACGAAGGAGGGAGGCAUGAUACCCGGAGAAGUGCAUGAAGUGCAAGUGCCUAUAUACAGCUUGACACAAUGCCGAAAAAUGAAAUACCGUGCGAAUCGAAUCACCGAAAAUAUGAUCUGUGCUGGACGAGGAAACCAGGACUCUUGUCAGGGUGACAGUGGCGGUCCCCUUCUUACCCAGGAAGCCGACAAACUUGAAAUUGCAGGUAUAGUUUCCUGGGGCGUGGGAUGCGGUAGACCCGGUUAUCCCGGAGUUUACACGAGGGUCUCUCGAUACCUCAACUGGAUCCACACGAACAUGAAAGAAGGCUGUUUACACGGUGGUGCCCUGGCGGUGGCGACUCUUUCGUCCACGACUUGGUUCUGUAUCCUCCAAAUUAGAGGUGUUACGAUUACCGGUGCGGGAAGUCCAGCCGAGGCGCGAAACAUGAAGCCUUCGUGGUGCCUGGGUUUGCUGUUUGUUCUCUUUACGACAACAGGAAAAUGUCAGGCCGGGAUAUUUGGCGAAAAAAAUUUCUUCGGGCUUUUCGGCAAUAAACCGCCUCACUCCGAAGACCCACCCGCACCUUGCUACUGCAGUUGCGGACUACGAAACGAGGAAAGUCGCAUAGUUGGAGGUCAGACGACGAAUAUGAAUGAGUUCCCGUGGAUGGCCAGAUUAUCGUACUUGAACAAGUUUUAUUGCGGUGGUACGCUUAUAAAUGAUCGCUAUGUACUCACAGCUGCACACUGCGUGAAGGGUUUUUUUUUCAGAUUCAUGUGGUUCAUGAUCAAAGUCACUUUCGGGGAGCACGACCGAUGCACGGAGAAGUCAGCGGAGACCCGGUACGUGGUGCGCGUGAUGACUGGUGACUUCAGCUUUCUGAAUUUCGACAAUGACAUCGCAUUACUGCGCCUAAAUGAAAGAGUACCUCUCAGCGACACAAUACGGCCGAUAUGCUUGCCAUCAACGUUGGAUAAUGACUACGUCGGGGCAAAUGCAAUCGCGUCAGGUUGGGGCACGUUGCAAGAAGAUGGCAAGCCGUCUUGCCUCCUGCAGGAAGUCGAAGUUCCAGUCAUGAGUCUUCAGGCCUGUCGCAACACCAGCUACAGUCCCCGCAUGAUCUCGGACAAUAUGCUGUGCGCGGGUUACCUGGAAGGGCAGAAAGAUUCGUGUCAGGGAGAUAGCGGCGGACCCCUGAUAACAGCACGCGAAGAUAAAAAAUACGAGCUCAUCGGCGUGGUAUCGUGGGGCAACGGAUGCGCUCGACGUGGAUAUCCCGGCGUAUACACGAGAGUUACACGGUAUAUGGAUUGGAUCCUGAAGAAUUCGAUGGACGGCUGUUUUUGCGAGCAUAACUGAACGCGAUUAUUCGGCAUUGGCUAAAGACACAACGAGGAACGAGUUUACUUUUUACGUACUAUUAUUUUACUUUUUACGUACUAUUGUACAUAUACACGUUUCCUAAUUUUUUCUACACGUGAUAAUGGCGCAAGGAGAUAUCACCGCAGCGAUGAUUGUCUGCGAUUGUCGCGAUACAAGCAUUCGGAUAUUAUACCGUGCAAUAUUUCGCCGUUGCUCAAUCUAGCCAAAGGCUGAAAUACUCAAUUUUGCUGCCAAGGAAAUUAACUCUAGUGAGAUUGCGAUUCUAUAUGUAGGCUACCAGUGUCAUAUCUUUUUAUUAAAAAUGUUUCUUGUUACGAUACAUCAUACGGAAAUGUUUAAUAAACAUUUGCAUAAAUCAC